AUGAUCCGCUACACCAUCGUGAUCAAUUACGACUCGCUGGACGCGUACAACGCGCAUGGCAGCCAGAUGGAGACAUUCGUGAAAGCAGCGUUCGAGCAGAAGGGCGCCACGGAGCACACGCUGUUUAUCUCGACGCGGAGCUUGCCGCCUAUUCAUACCACGUCAUUUGUGGCCCCUGAUACGGUGACCCUGGAUGAGCUCAAGACAGUGCGACGUGUGUUUCCUGAGGGAGUCAAUGUGGAGAUCCAUCAGGAGGCUUGA
Messenger RNA from Aspergillus campestris IBT 28561, 261 nucleotides. RefSeq lists its product as uncharacterized. The transcript is spliced from 4 exons. The record is from RefSeq and is a predicted model, not a curated record. Bases 1 to 261 code for a protein of 86 amino acids. NCBI's taxonomy places the organism in Eukaryota, Fungi, Ascomycota, Eurotiomycetes, Eurotiales, Aspergillaceae.